Toxoplasma gondii ME49 is the source of this 4698-nucleotide messenger RNA. RefSeq lists its product as hypothetical. The record is from RefSeq and is a predicted model, not a curated record. NCBI's taxonomy places the organism in Eukaryota, Apicomplexa, Conoidasida, Eucoccidiorida, Sarcocystidae. The coding region runs from base 767 to 3034 and encodes 755 amino acids. The transcript is spliced from 4 exons.
GCGCGGGUCUCCCGCCUAUGACGGUUCGCGGAUUUGCCGGGAAAGCAGCAUGCUGUCCCGGUGAAAAACUACUUUGACACAGCUUUCAUCAGUUUCCUUCUGUUUUUGCUUUGCGCAAGAUUAGAGUAGGUUUUUUCGUUUUUUUUAUUUCCAGCGAUUUCCACCGUAUCCCCACGUUUGUCGUCCGCCGUCACCCACUGCUGUUUUUCCCCCGUCCAAGUUGCGUGUCUUUUUCUGCGUCUGGGUUGCACGUUUUUUUCUCCGCACUUCUCUUAUUCCUGCCCCCCCAAUUUCUUGAUUGGGUCUGUUGCUCUUGGGUCUCAUGAUUGUCCUUCACGCGUCUCCUGAUUUAUUGUUUCCCGUCCGGAGCCUCCUCAUACAUCGUUUCGUGUAUUCCGUUCCGGUGUUUGGGGCCCCGUUGGUCGUCUGUCUCUGUCGCUCGCACGCCUUCCCCUCUGAAUCUCUCAGCUGGCCUUCUGCCCUCGUUCUCUCCCUUUUUUCACGACGGGCCGUUUCUGUCGAUUCCGGGAGCUCUGUCGCUGGGUUCUUUUUCUCUCGACAGCGACCUCCCUAGAACCUCAGGAAGCCUGCCUGCUGUCGGGCUCCCCCGCUUUGCGUGCCAGUCUCUCGGGAUCUUUCCGUUGCUCUGACCUACCCCUUCUCUGACACAGAUCCGGUCCCCAUUUUUAACAAUUUUCUCCUUUCUCCGCUCCGCCUCGACUUCACGAUUUCUGCUGCCAACUUCUUCACUGUUAUCUUUCCUACGAUGGCGCCCCCCGGCGGCCAGACUCCCCGGCAGUUGAGCGCUCCGCCGUCUUCUGCUGGCAAGCCGUGCUCUUCGAACUACCAGAUUGUUUUGCCUGGCGAGCAGGAUCAAUGGAAGCCAGCGACACGUAAUCCCUUUGUCAGGCUCUUUGGCUUUUUUCUGCGUCGCCUGCAGACGCUGAUGGGCCCCGUGGAAGAUACCCCUGCGAUUCAGGCCGCCAAGAUGCAGCAGCGCCCGUGCCAGCUUAACCGCUUCGUGUUGCUGGCCGUAUACUUCGUCUAUGCGCUUCUCACCGCGCGUGUGUACUUCGCCUGGCCGAACCUGUCCAAUCUGCUCUUCCGGAACGACGCGUACAUCUGGUUGUGCAGCGACAACGAACCUGACAUGCGUCUGCCCGAGAACGGCGAACGCCGCUACAAGUGCGAGGCCCAGAAUUCUGAGGUUGGGAAACUGUUUGUCACUUGCCUCGCCUUCGCCUUCUCCUGUUCUCUCGUCGCGGGCAUUCUCCUCGACUUCCUGGGCGCAAAAGUAACCGCCAUGAUUGGCCAACUCUGCAACUUGCUUUCCUGGGUUCUCCUAGCCUUCGCUGGAGAAGGCUGCGAAACGUACUUUCCCGCUUUCAUCCUUAUGGGUGUCGGGUCGGACGUCGGCUACCUGCCCCUCCUCUCAUCCGCCAACUUGUUCCCUGGACAUGAAGGGUUGGUUAUUGCGUUGCUGGGAGCAGCCAAAAGUGCCAGUUUUGCUAUGCCGACCAUUCUGGACGUGACGGAGAACGGUGCUGACAACAUACACUUGAAAGAAGUGUCACUCGGAUACGCCAUUUUUGGACCAGGCGUCUGUUGUCUAUUGGCGAUCUUCCUGGUUCCUCUGCAAGUUUUCAAGCCAUGGAAUGAAUUCGUGGGGCUGGAGGAGGAAGACCAGCCACACCCGCUAGUGCGCGUGAACGAUUCUUUUGCGUCUUACGGCGCACAUGCGUGGCGUGACAGUUUCUCGAGUUUCCAGGAAGUGAAGGACUGGAUCCACCAGCACCACAUCAACACGCCACUGGAGGAAAUGACGACGGGGCAGCUGCACCAUCCCUCGUCUCCUUCGUCCCUCGCGCCCCCACCACACCACCUCGGCCCGCAGCAUGUGGGCGCGGCCGCCGUCGGAGGCGUCUCGGGCUCGCUAGCUGGGCCCGCACCGGCAGCGCAGCAGGCCCGGCACUUCGCGGACACCUCGCCGGAGGCCCAGAGCGUCCCAGCGGACGACGCCUCGCCCCUGUCGGGUGCGAAAACCACGCCUGUGACUCCACCUCUCGAGAAGGUUGCCUCUGGCGACACGGUUGCGACGACCCAGGUGCUCUCGGUGGUUCCGAGUACCGAUGCGGAGAAGGAGACUAAGGAGAACACCGGAACUCUGUCCGCGUCGCAGUUGCUGGUCACCUCGCUCCCGCCGAUCGCUGCGAGCCGCGCAGGAAGCGUGUUCGGCGCCUCGGACGCCGACAUCGUCCACUCGGGACCGUCAUUCUCUGGCCUUCGCGGCGGAGCCAUGGAAGAGGAGAAACCCGCCAACUUCUGGUCGCAAGUCUUCUCCAAGUACGCCUUCGGCAUCAUCUUCUACAGCGUCCUGAAAGCCAUCAUGUACGCCUUCUUCACCACUGGCGGCGAAAACCUCCUUGGCAAACAGGUCAACGACUUCAUGGGUGCAGCGCUCCCCUUCUCCUGCCUCCCGUGCUUGGUUUUGGGGAAGGUCGUCGACACCGUGGGAAUCAUGCCAGCUCUUUUGUUGUUGAACAGCUUCAUCACUCUCGCCUACGGGUUCUCGAUGAUUGACAGCACGUUCACGGCGUAUCUGGCGGCGAUUUUGUACAUUUGCUACGUCUCGUUCUAUUCUUCUCAGAGCUACUGCUACGUGUCCGACACGUUCUCGUCGUGUCACUUCGGCAAGCUCGUUGGAAUUAUCCACAUGAUUGCUGGUUUUCUUUCGCUGCUGAAGAUUCCGAUGCAGUCGCUCGUCGUCCAUGUUUUCCAUUCCGAAUACUUGUAUCCGUGCCUCAUCAUGCUCGGCUUCUGUCUAUGCAACUUCAUCGUCCUCUUCUGGCUUGUGUACUUGAAGCGCAAAGAUCCCCACCCCUUCUGGUCGAAGUCUGCACGCGACGCCGUCAAGAAGGAGCAGGAGCGCCAGGACGCAAUGAAGCGGGAGAGAAAGGAGAAGCGCAUGCAGGAAAAAGAGGCUAGAAAGAGAGAGAAUGAGGGGAGACCGGCGCAUGCUGUCGAGAUGGCCUAGCGGGACAGGAAGACUAGGAGAAAGCGAGGUGAAGCAAUGGGUAACAGAAGAAAGGAGCGAUGACGCAGAGGAAGCGUGUGGAGAAGGGAUGGAGACACGUGAGAGGCGGAGCGAACGAAACGGAAUUAAGACAAGAUAUAGCAUCCACGAGAGGUGAAAUAAAGCCCCUCCGCCGGAGGCGAAAAUACAAUUCGGGUCGGAAGAUCGACAAACCCUGUGAUAAGCAGGCAACGAGGAAAGACACAGACACAUGGAAAAUCGAGCCGUUCUACCUUUCCUCGUCGGCUUCGCCCAACAGUCUUGGACUGUGUGACUCUGCUCCUAUAGGGGAUUUAUGUACUGCAUGCGUACAGAAACAUACGCACGUGUGCACAUAAAUGGAGUUGUACGGUUGUGGUUGGGACGCAUUUCUGUCACAGAGGCAGUGCGCGUUUUUCAGUUGAUUUGCCGCUGAUGUGUUUUUUCUUGAGUAUUUAUGUCCCUGUUGGCGUGCUAAGCGCUGCCAUGUGCAGCCAGCUGCAAGGGCCGAAGGUUGGGCGCGUUGUUGCCACGUAGUCUCCUUCGGAUGUUAGGGUGUGUAUAACAAAAAAAAGCAAGGGACGAGUGGACAAAAGAUAUCGGGAGAAUGGGGGCUUUUUCGCCCGUUGUCUUUUGUACACCAAGUGCUUCCCGGUAGUCCGUAGUCUAUAGUUUCAUCGUUCCGGAUCCCAGAUGCUAUGUUGUUCUGGCGUCAUAUAUCAGCUGCUUCUCCGGUCUCUUUUCCGCCCGUCUGUCUCUCCGUUAUUUUCUCACCACGACGCGGCGCAUGCCCUUGCAUGCAGACGCCCCGGGAGAGAAAUGUGGACUGGGAAGAAGGGUGGCGGUCUCGAGGGAGUGGGGCGUUGCGGAGGGGUGAUGAAACAGCUUUGCCUCACUCCUGCUUUUGGCCCAUGAGACGGUUGCUUCGCUGAGAGUCAGCGAUUCCUAAACAGCUCAAGAGGGACCGAAUUGACCGAAGAGAAUCUCGACGCCUCGGUCUUCACUGUACAUAAGGAAAAGUAUGUGCGGAAUAAGGUGGACAGUAGAGUACGGUUGUUUAGACAGAUCAGUUUCGUAAUCAUGAGUUUUCGUCUUACCACGCUCGCCGUGUCCGCGCCGAAAGCUACGCUGAGAGAAGGGCGAGCAGCAACUGGUGGAUGCUGUGUUUACACCCAGGCAGAGUCAUCCUGGAUGCACCAAGAAGGCUGGGAAGCGACAUUUCGCUCCCUUCUUUUCUGUAUGCGUUUUGCGUGUUCCCGUUUAUAAAGAACGUUUACGUAGGUGGCGUCUACGGUCCACUCCGAUUUGACUCUCCUAUCUACGCUGUGUCCUUUGUUGACCAAACCGAGAGGGCGAAGCGCCCAGGCUGACAGGGGAGAGAGAAGGAGUGAUCUUCUCUCUGAGUUUCUGACGCACUCGGGUCAUCUUUAUGUAAGACCCGAAGAGCCUCCGUCUUCGUUUUUGCGUGUCGUGUGGCGGCCACACACCGGUUGAUGUGCGUGCGUGCCUGGACUACAUGUAUGGCUUGUGUGUGAAAAAGCAAGAGACUUGUGUUUCUAAUUCGUGUCUUUUGAACGCGUUCUCCGUCGCGUCCUAGUGAAAAGGAGAUCUGCAUCUGCGGUCAGUCCUCGAACCCAAGGUUACGG